Parnassius apollo (apollo) is the source of this 396-nucleotide messenger RNA. NCBI's taxonomy places the organism in Eukaryota, Metazoa, Arthropoda, Insecta, Lepidoptera, Papilionidae. The record is from the annotation of a GenBank genome assembly.
AUGAGCAAAAUUAUAAUGUCUAAAGCCACAAACGCCAGCAAAAAUAAAAUGAAAGACAAAGAGUGGGUGCGAAUAGCCGAGCAGUUUAAUGCUACAGCAACAAGUUUUCGUCGGACACCACAACAGCUUCGGCUAAAAUGGGAGAAUUUAAAGUUGAGUGCACGUAAACGUUGCACUAAAAUAAAAAUGAACAGCAUAAAAACUGGCAGUGGUGUUGGUGAGUAUAUAACCCCAGACGAAAUACUGGAACGUGUUACCAGCUUAUUGGGAAAUACAGCCAGUGGAUUAGUUGUUCCUUAUGGGGGAGAUAAGAAACCUGAACACUUUGUAGUGAUUUGUGAUGAUGGUGGUAUAUUGCUAAAUGGUGAUGGUGUAGAGAGAGGAAUUAGGUGGUGA